Helicoverpa armigera (cotton bollworm) is the source of this 6351-nucleotide messenger RNA. RefSeq names its product E3 ubiquitin-protein ligase MARCHF8. Gene Ontology annotation, molecular function: ubiquitin protein ligase activity; zinc ion binding; MHC protein binding. The transcript has 5 exons. The record is from RefSeq and is a predicted model, not a curated record. Gene Ontology annotation, cellular component: early endosome membrane; lysosome; late endosome membrane. The coding region runs from base 393 to 1442 and encodes 349 amino acids. NCBI's taxonomy places the organism in Eukaryota, Metazoa, Arthropoda, Insecta, Lepidoptera, Noctuidae. Gene Ontology annotation, biological process: antigen processing and presentation of peptide antigen via MHC class II; protein polyubiquitination; immune response.
UGUAGGUCAGGCAUAAGGCUUUUCCAAGGAACCCCAGUGAAUGAUUCGUAUAUUUUUUAUGUUAUCUGUAUUUUUACAUUUAUACCAAUAUUUAUUGUGAUGACAAAAGUAGCAGCACCGAAAACUUUGGUCGACGAUUUUACUUCACCAAUUUUGUUCUUCUAAUUAAUAGCAGUGUGUUAUGAAGUUGACGGAAUGUUAUUAUUAAGUUAUCGUCCUUAAACAGUGUAUAUACUUAUUUAAAUCGUUGAACAUAACAGAAGUCACUUAUUAGAUUGCGAUGUGAGCUGACAUGUCUUUAGAUGUUUGCUUUGUCGAUGUCCAAUGUGAUCGCGAAGAAAAUCUAAUUGUUAUGUAGGCUCAAUUGAGCAUUAAAGUAUAAAUAUACCACAAUGCCUGUUCAGCAAAUUAAUGUGAAAAACUCGUCGGAUAUUGAAAGUUGGGAAUGGGGAGGUGGAUGUGGUAGAGAAGUGAUACGGACGGGGUCAGGGAGCAGCCGCACGUCAUGUAGUAACUCCAGCGGAGAUAUUUGCCGCAUAUGCCACUGCGAGAGUGAGCCUCACAACCCUCUGCUAGCACCGUGUUAUUGUUCAGGAAGUUUGAAGUAUGUACAUCAGAGUUGUUUACAACAGUGGCUCACUGCAUCGGAGACGAGGUCUUGUGAACUCUGCAAAUUCAAUUUUAUCAUGCACACCAAAAUAAAGCCAUUUAAUGAGUGGCGUCUACUGGAGAUGUCGGGCGUGGAACGUCGCAGACUAUGCUGUGCAGUACUGUUCCACUGCGUGGCGGCUCUCUGCGUCAUGUGGUCCCUCUUCGUACUUAUUGAGCGGGCCGUGGAAGAGGUCAAUCGGGGAAUGAUUGCAUGGCCAUUUUGGACAAAGUUGGUAGUAGUUGCUGUGGGGUUCACUGGCGGCGCAGUUUUUAUGUACAUACAAUGCCGACAGUACCUCCAUCUUUGUAACCGUUGGCGAGCUCACAACAGAAUACUGUUAAUUCAAAACGCGCCCGAGAAAAUACCGAUCGGAAGCGGGUCGCCCCCGGUGCGGGUGAAGCGGCGCGAGCGCGCGGCGCGGGGGCAGGUGGUGGCCAACAUCGAGCCGCCGCCGCCGCCCGCCGCCUACCACGAGGAGGACGAGAGCGGCGGCUUCGAGACGUACCGCGGCAACCCGCACCGCCGCCUGUCGGGGCUGGCCGAGCCCGCGCCGGCGCCCGACGAGCGGCGCUACUCCGACACGCGCCUGCCGGCCGAGGUGAGUGCCGCGCCCGUGUACCACAUCAGCGUGGACCCGCUGGAGGCCGACAUCCGCUCGCUGCUGGCGCUGGAGGCGCGGCGCGAGGCGCGGGCGGCGCGCUCGCUGCCGUGCCUGCGCGCGAGCAGCGAGUCGCUGCUGCCGCCCGGCGCCCGCUCCGCGCCCGCGCCGCCCGCGCCGCCCGCCUCCUGAGGCCCGCUGCUGCUGUACCCCGACGACACGGUGUACUAGCGGCCCGCGCCUGCGACGACCAUCUGUAAAUACUGAUCAUCAUAAUAAUAGUACGUCGGAGCCGGCCAUCGCCGCCCGAUAGAUACUUAUUCCUUAUCCUUGCAUUUGUAUCAUAACGUCCAUGUGUGCAUAGCGUAAACAAAAUUAACUCCAUGUUUUUUCCGUGAUAGUAUCUAGGUAGUUAAGAUUUGACAGUAGACAGCUUGCAAAGUAUAAAAAUAGUGUAAUACUGAUGCCAGGGGUAAUAUCAUGUACCUUGUAGAAAAUUCUCCAUAUACUUAACUAACCAUAAAACAAUUCAUCUUCAAUGUAAGACUGUCAUUCCAAAAACUCUAUAAUAUAAACCUCCACGUUGCUGACGUCCAUUGGCUAAAUAUUACUGGUACAUAUUAGGUACUAGUAGUAACGAGUUAAUUACCCAAAUAUUAAAUCGAAACAUGAAUCGCAAAGCACGGACGAGAGAACGGAACCUGUAUUUUAGCUGAAACCUAUGCUAGUACCAACAUCUGGCUUGUGUAUAAUUUGAGAAUAUCAGUUCCAAACAUUUUCUUGAGCCUUUGAACGCACUCUCGCUAUGCUUUGCGAUAAUGGUUUUUAAUACUAAAUACCUACUUUAAUAAGCUUUACGUAUUUAGAAUCUUAAUCUGCUAGAAUAACCAAAUUAGAUACUGAGCUGACGAUAGAUAGUACUAUCAAAAAGAAAAGUGAGUUUUAAAUUUUCCAACGUUUAAAUGUAGCAUAUCUUACAAGCUUAUUCCAUAGGUAUGUGAAUAACGAGUAUGAAUUUAUGUAAUUGCGGUGUAAAAUAACCUUAAAUAUAUCGUAAAUUUUGCUUCUUCGCUCAAAAAGUUGUUUAAGGAUAGUUAUGGUUGAAAUCUUUAGAAUACGCCAGACCUAUCGUUAAAUCACAUUUUGUCAUAAGAGGUCAGUGUUUUUUACAUAAACAUUCGAAGAGCGAUUUUUUGGUCCCUUCAUCAUUGUAUUAUAUUCAUUAAGGUACAUCUGAAACUGAUGAUUGUAAAACGACUCUGAUCAGGAUAAAUGGAAAGAUUUUUAAAAUGCACGGUCAAGUUUGCUUACACUAUGAACAUUUCAUCAGUCAGGGAACCUAUACCAUCAUGUGGCACUUAAUGAUCUUUAAAAUACUAACACUUACAUAAAAUUUCCAAGCUUCAAAGCUUACAUUCUUACAAUAAAGCUUACAAAGGUAUAUUGAUAACCCAGGACAUUUCGCCACCCUACUACCAAAAAGCAGAUAAGGGUUGAUAAUGUAGAAAGAACCGCCACAAUAUAUUUGAAAAUUCAUAACGCAGUAAUAUCGAUAAAAUACAAUAGAUUACAUAGAUAUUCUUUUUGUCCUUUAGCAUACACAACCGUGAAUUUAUACUCUUUUAUAGUUAUCGGCAUGAAUCUUGAGCUCUAACCUACAUCUGCGAAGAAGUGAUUUAUUAGCAAAGAACCAAUCCCGAGUGACGGCCAUGACGCGAUGCACUGCGGGCCAAUCACCGCUUUAGCCCGCCCCCGAGCCUCACUUCAUACCACAAAAGGGACCCAAUAAAUUACUUCUGCGCAGGUGAAGGUCAGAGCUCAAGAUUCGUGCCGAUAACUAUACUCUGUUCUAGAUUAAUUGUCAAAGUUUAUUUACUACGAGAUCAAGUCGCGAGUCGAAGUAAAUUAUUUUUAGUUACUUAGAUGAUGAGAAUUAGCUUAGGUGACCAAUUCACUGCCACUUAUAGAUGUAUAUUAUUAAUUCUAAUCUUGAUUAAUAGUGGCUUCUAAGUAAUGGUCAUCAGAAACCCGCUAAUGUCACGUACUGAUAGAUCAUCAAGUUGAUAAGGUGAGAAAAUAAAAUGUCCCAUUAAGUAAUCAUUUUUUUUAAUUAAAACAUUUUACUAUACUUUGAGUUGAAAGUUCAACUAGGAUACAAAUACGAAAAUUUACCGGUGCGUCACAUUGGACUGAAAAAUAAGUUUGGUAAAAAGUUUUUGAAGGAUUUGGUCUCAAAUAUUCCUGUGAAAUUGUGGCGCAAGCACUUAACUACAGAUUUGUAUAAACUUAAUUGUUGUUGUAAUUAAAUCCAAAAUCUGUCUAAAUUAUCCUGUUAUUUUCGAUUUAGACUUUUUCAUAAUAUUUAUUUAUUAGAUAAUUUUGGGUAAAUAAAAUUGUAAUAGUACAGUGUAAUACAUAUACAGUAAAGAAUAGAAUCUCAAUAAACCAGACAAGUUGUAAGCUCUCUUUAUUCUGAGAUUAAUAACAAAAUGAAGUUUAGUGAAACACGUAAAUAUGCUAAUGUUAUCGAUAUGUCAUGCAUAUUUUUGGCUAUUUAUCCGAGCCUAAACGCGUGUAAGACUUACUUGAAGAGAUAUUGCUGCUUCGCACUAAAUGUUAUUACGAAAUAACUAAGUCCACAAUUCAUUGUCACUGUACUUUAGAUUUGAUUUAUCUAGUCACUGCUGGGAACGCUUUCUGUGACUAAAUUAAAUCUGUUAGAAUUUCACUGCCAUUGGAUUGAAGCUGCUUAGAAAAUCGUAGCUAUAUGUUGUUGAUUGCUAUUCAUACCAUGUAGUACACCAUACCUCUUCUUGAGUAAAUUAUUUAGUAACAUGUAUCGCGGCUUCCAAUCGUAAGGAAAAUUUCUCCCUAUUUCUACCAUAUUUAUCCGAUUUAAGAUUUUAUCUAUCUAUCCGUCAUUCCCGCCGAUUGUUUUUGUAAUAUGAGAAAUACUACAAAGUGCUGUCACAUAAAAUUCAAUGUUAUUGCUUUGUUAAGUUUAUAAAAGUGCAAUAUUAGAUGUGUCCGAGCUUUUCUAGAGAAGCUCCCAUUAUUGAAUUACUGGCUUAACAAUGAAGAAAAUAAACUGCAAACAGGAACACAGUUUUGUGUAUAAGCUUCAUACUUUCAUCUCAGUUAUAUGUUUGGUAGGCACACUUCGUUGACAAUAUCGUUUAUUCGGCACUGCUUGUGCGAUUAGUUAAGGAAUUAUGUUAGUGUUGACUUGUUUUUAAUGUCUUAUACAAUAAUUAUUGCCUCAUUAUGAACACAAACAUGACAUCGAUGGUUUCCAAGAUCCGUUUUGUGGUUGUCAACUAAGAAAAAUGUUAUGUCUUUCCCAAUAAAUAGAAACAUGCUAACUUUAUUGUAAUCUUAAAUAUUUGACUAUAAUUUUGGUCGUAAUCUUUGUAUAUCUUUGACUUUGUAAUUGUUGUAUAGUGAACUCAUUGAAAGUAUAAAAAUAUCAAUUUGUUUCCAAUGAAGUUCAAAAAUAAAAUUCAUGUUUGUUUAAGGUUUACCGUGGUGCCAUGUAUCUUUUCUUUUUUAACAAUUAAUCUAUUUUUCUCUCUAAUUAACUAUUUUUUGUCAUCUACCUAUACCGCACUAGUGUUUUUGUUUUCGUACCAUUUUCAUACUUAGAUACUAAUAUAGGUUAAUCAGAAAUGUAUUCGUUUUGGUAGCCAAAAGUGGCAAAGUUGAAAUAGUUAAUAUAGUUAGCCUUGUAUUCAUUGUUACUUAAGUACGUAAUCGGUUAUAUUGGACAUGAGUACUACCGGUUAUUUAACAAGUUCAAAAUUAAACUGGAGUCUUUUAGUGAAUACAUUAAUUAAAAAGUAAACAUCGCUAAUUGAAAUUUUAGAUAGAUAGUGUUUAAAUAAAAUAGUUCGGACUUUGGUGCUAAUUAAAAAUGAAUAUCAGUCCAAAAAUUAGGUAACAUAUAUUUUAGUACGCCGUAAUUAGUUGUUGAAAUAUCAUAAAGUCAGUCCUCGUUGGGUCGGUAUUUAUAACGACGUGUUUAUUUCCAGAGUUAAACACGCAUACUUACUGAAAGCAAUCACUGAGCAUGAUAUUAUUUUUGUAUGAUCUAUGAACAGACAAACCAAACAGUUCACUGUUACGGCAUACGAGUGUGCCAUAGCUAAGCAUUUUAUCUGAUUUCAAUAUUUUAGUAUCUGCCUUCAACAAACACCUUGAUUUACAUAAAUGACUUUUCAAUACAAAUCUGUACAAACUAGUCGUUUAUCUAGAUACGUGUAUGUAUAUAAACUGCAUUUUUUUACUCCUUUUCUGUUUCUGUUAAUAUUGUAACACAAUCGUCUAUUUUGUCUCAAUUAUAUUAGCUACUUUACUCGUAUUAAUUCUUCAUUGUAUAUUGUAAAUUAAUUGUAUAAUGGCUAAAAAUAACUAAGGUAUGAUAAUGACCGGUCAGUCUGUGGUAAGUAAAAUAAUAAGUGAUGAUUUGUAGGGUGCUUGGAGAUGUAUCUUAAUGUUACAUGCAGGUUACGCACUUAAUUUCGUGUACUUACGUUGUGUUUACAUAUCACAUAUUAUCGAACAUUAAGGACUAACGCUCUUGUAAAUAUUUGCUUGAAAAAUUAUAAAUGUACGAUCUCAAAGGCUUGUAACAUGUAUCCAUCUCCAUGAGUCUCGCGUGCUACGAAAGCUUAUUCCAAAGAAUCUUUUCAAAAUUGAAAUAAAGUAGUGCCUUAUUUGAUGUUCUUUCAGUUUUGUUUUACGUACCCAAUUUGUGAUGCAUCAUUUAACGGCUACUUGAAUUAACUUACUGGAUCGGAGUCAUAGCGAUUACUGCGUGAUAAGGUUGCACGUGCAGUGCACGUCGGCGGUGAUCGUCAAUGAUGUCCGAUGUGAACACAAUUUGUUUAAUUAGGUGUAGAUAAUUUUCUUAGCACGAGACGUCACCCUGUUGGUAUAAUGUGAUUGUGAUAUAAGUUAUUAGUGUUAUUUGUUUGCUCAAAAUUACUUUCUCCUUUCGAUCUGUGUACUUAUGGUUCAUGAAAUUUGUAAGACUGUAUUUUAUUUUGUUGUGUAAACAUCGUUAGUAAACUUCGGGUUAUGAAUAUAGUUAUUUUGAAAUUAA